Molecule: messenger RNA, 538 nt
Organism: Amborella trichopoda
Lineage: Eukaryota; Viridiplantae; Streptophyta; Magnoliopsida; Amborellales; Amborellaceae
Source: RefSeq, a predicted model, not a curated record
CAUUUUCAGAUUGUCGUUGCUGCUCUCAUUGCAGUUAAUUUCGGGCUCACAGGCCAGGGAACCUUCUCUAAAACCUAUGCGGAUUUGGUGGUCUUCUUCAUUUGCAUCUACGUCUCCGCCUUUGCGUGGUCCUGGGGACCAUUGGGCUGGCUGGUCCCCUCUGAAAUCUUCCCGCUUGAGAUUAGGUCUGCUGGUCAGAGCAUCAAUGUCUCUGUGAACCUGCUCUUCACCUUCAUCAUUGCUCAAGUUUUCUUGUCCAUGCUCUGUCACAUGAAGUUUGGUCUCUUCUUCUUCUUCGCCGCCUUCGUGGGUCUCAUGACUGCAUUCAUUUACUACUUUUUGCCUGAGACCAAGAAUAUUCCAAUUGAGGAGAUGGAACAAGUUUGGAAGGAUCACAAGUUUUGGGGGAAGGUGAUCAGGGAUGAGGAUGAGAAGGACAUUGAGAUGAGUUGAGCUGAGGGAGGACAUGAACGCACUCUCUCUCUAGAUCCCCCUGUUCUAUUUUUCUUUGUUGUCCUCCAGGUUUAGGACCGAUGGU